CGUGGCCCCGGGUGAUUGUCGGUACCCCGCGGCCGCGGGUGAUCGUCGGGUCCCCACGGGCCCGGGCCGCCGGGGCGGAUCAGGCCUCCGCGCCUUCCCGGGGAGCCCCCCAAGGCCGCAGACAAGAUGAACAUUCUGGCGCCGGUGCGGAGGGACCGCGUCCUGGCGGAGCUGCCCCAGUGCCUGAGGACGGAGGCCGCUUUGCACGUGCGCAAAGACUUCCACCCCCGCGUCACUUGCGCCUGCCAGGAGCACCGGACAGGCACCGUGGGCAGAUUUAAGAUCUCCAAGGUCAUCGUUGUGGGAGACUUGUCCGUGGGGAAGACCUGCCUCAUUAAUAGGUUCUGCAAAGACACCUUUGACAAAAAUUACAAGGCCACCAUCGGAGUGGAUUUUGAGAUGGAACGAUUUGAAGUGUUGGGUGUCCCCUUCAGUCUCCAACUUUGGGACACUGCUGGGCAGGAGAGGUUCAAAUGCAUCGCUUCCACCUACUACCGAGGAGCCCAAGCCAUCAUCAUCGUCUUCAACCUGAAUGACGUGGCAUCCCUGGAGCACACCAAGCAGUGGCUCGCUGAUGCACUCAAGGAGAAUGACCCUUCCAACGUGCUUCUGUUCCUUGUGGGUUCCAAGAAGGACCUGAGUACUCCUGCUCAGUAUUCCCUAAUGGAGAAGGAUGCCCUCAAGGUGGCCCAAGAGAUUAAGGCUGAGUAUUGGGCAGUGUCCUCCCUCACUGGUGAGAAUGUCCGGGAAUUCUUCUUCCGUGUGGCAGCAUUGACCUUUGAGGCCAAUGUCCUGGCUGAGCUGGAGAAAUCGGGGGCUCGGCGCAUUGGGGAUGUUGUCCGCAUCAACAGUGAUGACAAAAACCUCUACCUAACUGCCAGCAAGAAAAAGGCCACAUGCUGUCCCUGAAGAGUGAGGACUGUCCAGAAACUGCCCGUUCCUGGGGCAUUGUGCCACACCGACUGCUUCAGAACUCAACCCCUGGACAUUUGCACUGUUUUUCCAGACCAAAGAACUGCCCCUUGAAGGCAGUGACCCCAGAGGGUAACUGGGACCAUGCUAGUCACUUCCUGCCCCCAGGCACCAUGCCAAAGACUGGAUGACCCUUGACCCCUCUGGGGCUCUCCAGGGUGCCUGGUGGGGGCCAGUGUUCCUGCUGCUUUUGCUCAGCCCGCUGGGCCCUUUAUGUAUGAUGAUGCUUAAUAAUUCCAGCCUUAUACUGUGCCUUAUGCAUUAAAAUCUGUUAUUAGCA
Molecule: messenger RNA, 1252 nt
Organism: Peromyscus eremicus (cactus mouse)
Lineage: Eukaryota; Metazoa; Chordata; Mammalia; Rodentia; Cricetidae
Gene: Rab34
Product: RAB34, member RAS oncogene family
Exons: 10
Coding region: 127-909 (260 amino acids)
Biological process (GO): endocytosis; phagosome-lysosome fusion
Molecular function (GO): GTP binding; GTPase activity
Source: RefSeq, a predicted model, not a curated record